Molecule: messenger RNA, 1197 nt
Organism: Somion occarium
Lineage: Eukaryota; Fungi; Basidiomycota; Agaricomycetes; Polyporales; Cerrenaceae
Source: the annotation of a GenBank genome assembly
UCUUGCAGCAAACCUUUUUAUACCCCCAACUCUUGCCUAUUGAUGUUUCCCUCACUUUUCUUCCAGUUUCUUCUAUACUGUACGGGUCCACGAACCCUUGGCAAUCUCGCCAUUUCAGUCUACCGCUGUUCUUCGAUCAAUCUUUACGAUGCCUCGAUUUUCCUCCUCCGUGGACUCGCACUACCCUUCAAGUAUGGAGAGCUUGCUUGAACCGCCCUCUGGCUCACAGAGGGUCAAGUACAGAGGCGCGGGUUCACACUCUGCCUACGACUUCUCGCUCGACACAGAACACAGACCGAUUGAUGUCUCCCUUGUUCUACCCCAUUAUCGCGCGAAAAACCAACCCAUUGACCAUCGUCUGAGCAUGUAUGUCGGCAAUGAUUCCAGCGAGUCAAUCAAAGUCAAAGUGUGUCGCAGCUUCACUCCUUCGAGACCGACGAAGUUUCAUCUCGAGGUGCAUUCGUCAUCUUCUGCCGAUAUCACUAUCUGGCUUCCAUCCGAUUUCAAAGGACACAUCCACCGAUCAUCCUCAUGUAACAAGGUUUCCUUCUCCGCUGGUUUUACAAAUCGUAUCAUGAAAAACGUUUGCCUCACACAAUCUCGUCGACCCUCCGUCGUCUCCGUGUCAUCAGGGAUGUAUCGAUACUCCGACAUCUACAUCACCGAUGCCAAUCCACACCAGACGGAGAAGUGGGGAAGCUCAGCGGAGGAAGAUAAAGUGAUUGUACACACAUUGGGUACCGUCACCUUCAGGAUGUGGGACAUCCAUCGCGGCGAACCCGAAGCGUGGUGCAAGGAAGCAUGCAAGCGCAUGUUCGGACUUGGUUGGUGCGCGAAGCGCAGCAACGAGGUCGAGAUUGAUUGGGAUUUCUUGUUGGAGGAUUGAGCAUUUUAACUCUCCUCUAUUGCUUUUUUACUUCGUGUCGUCGUUUUCAUCCGUUAUCAUUGUUCUCCUCUGUCAUCAUCGUCAUUGCUCUGAUAUACCAUCAUCAUACCUCCUGCAGGUCUUCUUUGUUUACGUCAGUCAUCGUUCUGUAGCACCAGCAUCUCUCGCAGUUAUUUAGACUUCUAUCCACGUCAUCCACUGUAGCACUAGUUUCACGUCUUAUACCUUAUUAAGUACCUACACAUUUUCUUGUUAUGCUCUUCAUCUCUGGUAGCUAUGCGGUAAUAUGAACAUCUAUGCUUUGAAAUGAC